Molecule: messenger RNA, 1598 nt
Organism: Cladocopium goreaui
Lineage: Eukaryota; Dinophyceae; Suessiales; Symbiodiniaceae
Source: the annotation of a GenBank genome assembly
CCCAAGUGAAUCAUAUCCCGAUGGCGACAGAUGCGCCAAAGUGCGCUACCAAGACGCUGCAUGUGUCAACGCCUACGGGAGAAGACAUCGAGCUGAGUUGCGAAGAUGAGACGAUUCUGCAGCUGAAGAUGCGAUUGCAAAGCUCCGAGCAGGUGCCCGAGAAGUUCCGCACCGCUCCCACGCGCGCCCUUCGCUUGGUCUUUGGCACCGAGGUGUUACCUGACGAUCUACACCUAUCAGAUCCUGCAGGCCCAAAGGAUGGCGACCAGUUGUCCUUGAUCGUGUCUCUGGCCCCUUGUGGGAUCUACAAAUCCGAAAUAAGUGAAGUUGGUCACGGGCCCGCGGCCGACAACACCUGGAUCAUUGCCUCGGCAGAUUUUACUGACCAUGGUGAUUUCACAAUCACGAUGGAGGAAUCAGAGAUCACCUCUGAUGAUGAAGACGAGGACUACGAUCCUUAUGAGAACCGAGCGGCGUGGGAUCAUUGCUACCGAGGCACAGUACAGAUGGAUGGCUCUGACUUUCGCAUGACCAUUACCUCCAUGGAGCGUAAAGGGAUUUUUGACGACAAGCUGAGUCAUGGUGACGAGCUGCUGGGCAAGCUUGGCCACAACCAGGUGGAGUUGCAACUUCCUUUCGCCGCGGGGGGUUGCAACUCCGGCCCGGGCCCGGGUUUGCUGUGGAUCACCUUAAUGCAAGACAUCCUUGGAAGAUCGGCGCCCAAGUGGGACCAAAGAAUCACUGUAGCCCCGCGCCAAAGGCGCAAGAUGAAAGGUCAGCUGAAGGAAAAAGUGAAUCACCUGAAGAUUUCCAGCUUGGUAAGUCUAGCCUUAACCCCCACAAACCGAUCCGAUGUCCUGGCGGCGGUAUUGGAGAUCAUCAGCCGGCGUGAAGCCAAGCUGACGCCCCAGCAGGUGGAUCGGAUUUUUGAAGCCGUGGGAACAGCCAACUUGGACUUAGCAGUUAUGCCUGUUUUUGCUGUUGGCCCGUUAUGCGGGAAGCUGUUUAUGCAAGUUGCCUAUGCUGCCUACAGCGUGGCGGCUUUGCAAGGCCUCAAUCGCUCAGAGGCAGCCUUGGCCGCCGUGGAGGCGAAGGCUUUAGUGGUGGACACUGCGCUGGGGCCAAGGAUUUUGAAACUGCCGGGCGGGGCCGUGAAACGCUUUGUCCAGAUCUGUAUGUCGGGAGCGCUUGCCGCGGGUCUCGGCAAAGGCUUUGCGACAGGGGCGUACCGUGAAGGAUCUCUCCCUUUCCACAAUGUUGUGCAGGUGGGCCUGCCUUCAGCGCAUAUCGAGAUGCCCAGGCUUUCCAGGGUCUCCAAGUGGCAACCGCCCAUGCAAUUUCUGCAGGGGCGGAGGCGCUUGGCCUACAAGAAAGAUCAGCUCCAAGCGCAGCAGAUGCUGUCCUAUCACAUGGCCAGCGGCUACAGCUACAAACAGGUCCAGCCUGUGGUGAUUUGUGAGUUUGAAGGUUCGCCCAUUUGUAAGAAUCCGCUUUCUGCCCGAAACGUGUCAAACGCGCUGCAGGCACUGAAACUUCUGGGCGCAGAGGUUCGCAGAUGGAAGCGGCUUAUGCAAGAGCGCACUGCAGUUGUGAUGUGA